AUGGCCACAAUCACGCUGGAGCCCGCUGGGCAUUGGGACAUGGGAAAGGGGGGCGACAGCUCUGAUGAGGACAUGCCGCCGGCGCCAGCGGUCGGCGCUACCAUCGACAGCAAGGUCGCAAACGACGACGCCUCCACGGGCAUCGCGGCCGAGCAUCAGGACGGCGGCGCGAAGGAUGCGAGCUGCGCGCUAGCGCAGAACAAGCUGACGAGCAAGGCGAAGGCGAGCGUCGCGAGCAAGGGCGGCAAGG
This is a messenger RNA of Prorocentrum cordatum, 250 nucleotides long. The record is from the annotation of a GenBank genome assembly. Lineage: Eukaryota; Dinophyceae; Prorocentrales; Prorocentraceae.